AUGGCUUCUGAAGACUUGCAAGCUUUCCUCGACUUUGCCAUAUUGCUUGCCCGUGAAGGCGGUCAGUUGAUCCUCGAAGGCUCCAAAGCGCGAUAUGCAUCUCAAGGUACAGUGUUCUGGAAAGCUGGUAACCCAGCAGACCUGGUUACGGAAACGGACAAGAUGAUCGAAGAAGUUGUAAAGAAGAGACUGAAAGAAAGGUUUCCUCAACACAAAUUUAUCGGCGAGGAAACUGUAUCGAGUGGAGAAGAUUCUGCCUUAACAGACGAGCCUACUUGGAUUGUUGAUCCUAUAGACGGUACAACUAACUUCGUGCAUGGUUUUCAAUAUGUUGCUAUUUCAAUUGCAUUGACGAUCAACAAGGAACCCGUCGUCGGCGUUGUUUAUAAUCCAUUCUUAGACGAAAUCUUCACAGCGUCAAAAAACUCUGGCGCAUUUCUCAACCUUUCAACACGUCUUCCGCUCUCUCACCCUCAUCCUCCACUCCCACUUCCUUCGUCGCUUUCCCAAUGCCUUGUUGCGACAGAAUACGGUCAUUGUCGUACUCCACAUGUCAUCGAUAGGAAAGUCAUGUCUAUUCAUAACAUGGUGGCUAGGCCAGGGGAUAACAAGUGGAGUGAAAGCGGAAAGAAUGCUGGCUUGGUGCAUGGGGUUAGGAGUACUGGAAGUGCGGCAUUGAAUUUGUGCACUGCUGCCAAAGGACAAAUAGACAUGUAUUGGGAGAUUGGUCCCUGGGAGUGGGACGUAGCAGCAGGUGUCUUGAUACUCGGAGAAUCUGGCGGCAUCGUAGUUGAUGCUUAUGGUCCCGAUGAAGGACCUGCAGACAUUCUCAGCAGACGCUUUCUAGCAGUUCGGGCGGGAUCACCUGCACCCGGAGAUAAGACGAGCAGAGAAAGUCAAUUGAGGCUUGUUAAGGAGAUGUGGGAUGUUGUCGAACAGGUUGAGGUUUCGAGAAUAGAGGCUAGGCUUUGA
Molecule: messenger RNA, 972 nt
Organism: Paraglomus brasilianum
Lineage: Eukaryota; Fungi; Glomeromycota; Glomeromycetes; Paraglomerales; Paraglomeraceae
Source: the annotation of a GenBank genome assembly